Paramuricea clavata is the source of this 303-nucleotide messenger RNA. Lineage: Eukaryota; Metazoa; Cnidaria; Anthozoa; Malacalcyonacea; Plexauridae. The record is from the annotation of a GenBank genome assembly.
AUGUUCCUGGAACUCGGAAGUCCACAACUGACACACGAGCUAUUGGUUACCCUUAUGGCUGAAAUUACUGGAAUAAUCAACUCACGUCCUAUCGUUGUCGUACCAUCCGAUAUCGAUCAACCCCAGCCACUUACACCUAAUAUGCUGUUAACUAUGAAGACCCGACCACUUCUACCUCCACCGGGCGUGUUCACACCGGAAGAUGUCUAUUUGCGAUAUGCAAAAAUUGCCAUUUCAAGAGACGGAGAGAAAAAGGUCUAUUAUAGACCAAUUAAUGAAUUUGUUCCUAUAAUACAUGCCUAA